GUAGGAUACGGCCUUGCCUAGGGGGAGGGGGCGGCACCGGCUGGCACUGGGCUUUGGUAUCCAGUCACGCCGUAAGGUCUCUCAGGCAAUGUGCUACGGUCGUCGACCGGCAGCCUGCAUGGGCACUCCUAUGGGGCUGCUAGAUAGUUAGGUGUUUUAUUGCUCGGACAGCUUUGGAUUGCAGCCAUGAAUUAUUGCUUGAUUGAGGUCGGCGUUUUAUAUCUACUGCUUCUUCUUCCGGCCAUCUCUCAUGGAGGACCUAGUCUUAAGGUUAUGUAUGCAGUUAAUUGUGGAGGAGAAGCACAUACAGAUUCGAAUGGAUUUACGUACAAGAGGGACCCACUGAUGGGCAAGAUAGGAACUGCGUCAGAUUACGGAAAACAGCUUGAUAUCCAAAGAGCACCCUUGCUGGACAAGCCUCUGUAUCAAACUGAAAGGUACCAUCAUAGCACAUUUGGGUAUGAUAUUCCGGUUGUGGAAGAUGGGGACUACGUCCUAAUUUUGAAGUUCAGCGAGGUCUACUUUGAUGCUCCAAACAUGAAGGUGUUUGAUGUGGUUCUGAAUGGUGACCACACUGUGGUGCAAGAUCUGGACAUAUACCAGCGCGUGGGGCGCGGCGUCGCUCACGACGAGGUGGUGCCUCUGUCCAUACAGAGCGGUCGCCUCAGCUACCGCGGCGACGAGUCAGACAUCCAGGGCGGCAAGAUCCGCGUCGAGUUCAUCAAGGGAUAUCGAGACAAUCCGAAGGUGAAUGCCAUUCUUCUUCUGAAAGGAAAUUUGGAAGAUGUGCCGCUGCUGCCGCCGCUGCCGGACCUGGCGUCGGCGCAGCCUCCCGAAGAGGAGGCCGCCGCCGCCGAGGACCCGGCGCCGCCGCGCCCUUCCAAGGCGUCCAGCCGACCCAGCGGGCCGCGCACGCCCGACCCCUACUCGAGCGACGAGACGUCCACCAUGCUGCCGCUGUUCGUCGCCAUCGGCGCCUUCAUCCCGGUGCUGCUGUGCCUAUGCAAACUGUGAGCGCCGCUCGGGGAAGCCCGACGCCCGUCCGUGCACCGUACCCGGUCACCGGGUGCUGGCUGUGUGCCGGCAGAGCUGCUGCAUUUUGCACCCGGUGGACGCCCGGCCGACUGCCAGUGCCCGUACCCGUCCGCGCUGACAGGUUGCCAGCCGAGAGCCAAGCUGCCGUGUCCGAGCCAUGGCGUCCCGUCGUGUCUGACGUGGCGAGGAACCCGCCGGCUCCUCUCCAGUGCUGAAUCGAGUUGUGAUGUUGCCGUUCUGGCGCGUGCUGUCGUGCGGACGUCGCCCUCGGAUGGACCGCCUGGCAGCGCUGUGGCUGCCGGCGGCAGUGUGUCUGUCGCUGCCAUUGCGGCGUCCCAUGUGUGAAUUUCUCUACACUUGUGUGUGCUAUUGCUCGGUUCGAGUCCCCGUGGGUGCGGGAUGUGUUGCUUCCCAAGUGUGGUCCCGAUAGAACAAAUUGCGACGCGUCCCGCCAUGGGCCGGCAUGCGAGAACACUGCCCGCUUUCUUGACGCCGGUGCUUCCGUUGGCGGGCGAUGCUUUCGGGAGUUUGGCAACUCUACCCAUGAUUUGUCAUAUUCAUUUAGUUGUCGGUAUGAGUGUGCGGUAUGGGGUGGCUGGGGUGGCACUGCAGGGUGUUGGCGAAAGGCGGGUGCAGCUUUAGGUCAAGCUCAAAAGGUUGGUACCGGGGUCAGCGUUUGGCAACGUUACGGCUUGAUCUCGUGUGAUUUGAUUGUGAUCAUAUUUUGUUUGUUUGUUCCCGCACUUAAUUGUCCUUCCAGAUACACGGUUCUGUCAAUGAGC
Messenger RNA from Amphibalanus amphitrite, 1817 nucleotides. Its product is annotated as malectin-like. Gene Ontology annotation, molecular function: carbohydrate binding. The transcript is spliced from 5 exons. Bases 187 to 1014 code for a protein of 275 amino acids. Lineage: Eukaryota; Metazoa; Arthropoda; Thecostraca; Balanomorpha; Balanidae. The record is from RefSeq and is a predicted model, not a curated record. Gene Ontology annotation, cellular component: membrane.